GAGGUUCACUUAGCUGUGACCAGCAGUAUAAAUCGGUAACGCAUCGGUCAACGGUUGUGAACGGUUCCGACGCAUUUGCAUUUGUAUUUGUAGAGAAGCGAAGAAAAGGGAAACGAAAAAAAUUGAAAGUCUCCUGCCGCAAAGGAUACAACGAUGCGAACGCUUUUUGUGUUGUUGCUGUGCAUUGGCGCAGCGUUUGCAGCAACACAUGUCAACAUCUCGAUUGCUCAACAUCCUGCCACAAAUCCGGCUGAUGUCACCUAUUUGGAGGGCACCGCACCGGAGGAAUUGAAAGCGGGUCCGGCGAAGAAAUUGGUGAGCGGUGAGGAGCGUUUCGCCAAGUUGCGUUCAGCUGAGAAUAGCGGUGAUAGCGUUGCAAACGUGCAAGAAAAAAGUAGUGAAGAGCAAAAUGAAGAAGCUGCCAGUUUUAAUGGCAGCGCGAAAUCAGCACAGCAGGUUCAGCGAAAUUUGGAACAGUCGAACGGCUUUCAACAGCAGCAACAGCAGCAGCAGCAGCAACAACAACAGCAACGAUUUUAUAGUCGUAUACGUCAACCGAGCCGUCAGAGUCAAUUCCGUCAAGCCACUGCUCAGGAUAAGCAAAAUCAGGAGUUUGAACGUUACAUACAAAACUAUCACAGCAGCCCGACCGUGGAAACGGUAUUCGAGACCAAGGAUAAUUCACCAUCAGCACGUUAUGUAUACUCUUCCUCGUCGUCGUCUUCUGCUGGUCCAGCGCGACUUGUUGCUGCCGAUACAAAACCUUCACAGCAGCACACUUUUGAAAGGCAGGUUGCACUACCAGCAGCAGUUGCCGCAGCAUCGUCAGCCUCCGCACCGGCGGAAGAACAAUCGAAAUCAGCGCCCGAUGCGAAAAUUCAAAUAUCACCCGCACCAGUAGCAGCACAACCAGCUGCACCUGCGCCAGUAGCUGUACCGGUGGCUGCACCAGCUGUCUCGCAUUCAGCUGCAGCCGUGGUACCAGCUACUUCGUCGAAGACAGCGACUACAGUGAUCAGCGCGAGCAGUGAUGGCGGCAAAUUAGGUGUGGGUGGUGCAUUUGGUGCCAGUUUUGGUGGCGCUGAUAGCGGCUCACACGGUGUAAGCUUCAGAGUUGCCGGCGGUGGUGGUGGUGGCGGUGGUUACAGUGUACCAAAUUACAAUCAUUAUCCUAGCUACGCGAAACCCGAAUAUGAACAACCUAGCUAUAACUAUGAUCAAGGCGAUGCUGGUGGUUUCUUAAAUGAGUAUCCACCGUCUGUUGAUGAGCAUGCUGGUGGUUAUGAUGGCUUUUAUGGUGGUCAAGGACAUGAAUACCAAUCAAAUGGUGGUUAUUUACCGCCGCAACCAAAUGUUUAUCAACGCCCAGUCGUGACCAAAACUAUACAGAUUGCACAACCAGCGCUGAAAGCGAAGAAAUUCGAGGUGCGCCAUCCUGCCAUUCAAAAGGAGUUCUACGAUAUCGAAGAGCGUGUAGUGAUUAAACCGGCUGGUACCAUAGUAGUUGAACUGGAGCAUCCAGUGGCGAAAAUACCGAAAGGCGAAACUGUGCUGCCACUCGGUCAUCCUCAUCCCGCUAUUGCUGCACAAUAUAAUAUCAAUAGCGAUGCAGAAAUCGAGACUGAGUCGUCUAGUGCCGGUGCUUAUAACAAUGGCGCGCGUUCAAACUCGAAUCAGGUGUAUGCAAGCCCCGUUAGGAAGCAUCCAGCCGCAGUUAUUAGUGGUUCACAUAUUGGGUCUACUAUUACUGCUACACCAACAAAUAACCCAAAUGCCAAACGCGAUUUUGUGGAAGCAAAUCUUCGUAAACAAUAUGGUGAAGAAGCUCGACUCGUGACCCCAACUGAAGCUGCGCGCAGUGAGCAAAACGCACGCGCUAAAGAAUUUUACAGCCCCAACGAUGCACGUGACAGCCAGCGUCAAGUUCCUAGUAGGAACUAUGCACCCAACACGGUUAGACGCGAAGAAAGCAGUUACCAGCGUCCCGCACGUGUUGAGGUUAAACAGGACGAGGAGAUAUAUCGGCCCACGUUGACCAAGUCGGCCGAAGGACAACAAUUACAAAAUAAAGCGGCCGAGUUCCAAAAUGAUGAUGGCGAUGAAUAUAACGGCGAAUACGUUACUGGUAACUUCUACAAUACAGCCAAUAGGGACCCCAAGCCCGCACGUUUACAAGAGGCACCAACUGCUAAGAGCGCACGCAUCACUGCUGAGCCACAAACUCGUAUCAUCAAGCAUGAACAUACAAUAAAUCUGCCACCUUCUCAACAUAACAUCUACUUGGCGCCUAGCAGAUACGAAGACCGCCCGGUACUUGUAUCAGAACAGCGUAAGCAAGUAGCGUCAGCUAAGCAACAGCCUGCUCACUUAGAAGAGGAAAUUGCACGCACCACUGAAAUUAAACCAUUCUUGGAUCGUCAACGUGAGGGUGUAGUGGUCUAUGCGGUGCCAGCCAGGCGCCAACCACCAGCACAACAACGUUAUGUACAGAAUGAAAGAAGUGAACGUCGUCAACCACUUCCACAAUUCGUACCGCAACAACGCACUUAUGGUCAACUGCGAUAUGAUCCCGACUCAGAUGUGGAUGCAGCAGCAGUAGAGUAUAGCCCACCAUACUCUCAUAUGCGUUUCGAUCCAAAAGAAUCUGCGCGUCUUACCGCUGAUGCAGAAGAUCAACGCAACUCUGAUGAGAAGGCACCACAAAGAACAGUCACAGUGUACUACAAUCGUGGACCCGAGUCGAAUGGACGUUUAAUUUCACAAAACAAGUCAGAGGCCGAGAUCGAAUCAAAGGAGGCAAUUAAAGUACCAGAAGCCAGUGAGGAAGCUAAGUCGACGAGCAAUGAACUGCGACCUCUAGCUCACAUUCAAUUACAAGUACCGAAUGGACCACAAGAGGCGGAUCAACCCAUUCGAGUAAUGUCUUCCAUUAGUCAACCUAUGGAAUAUAGUAGUCGCUCAGCUCAAACAAAGCAGCCAAAAGCUAAAGAAAUAGCCGACGAACAAGUGGAACAAAUAAAUAACGAACCACUACCUGAAGAAGAUGCUCAACAGGAAGAUGCCGCACUGCAAUCUGAGAACGUUGCAUCUCAACCAGAUUGCGCUCAGAACGUAGAGAAAGUAAGCGCUCGUUAUGAGAAUAGUCAACAGUAUUACGACGAUGAUGUGCAAUAUGAAGAGCCACGUACUAGAUCGCAACUAAAAUCUCAACGCUUAAUAGACACCAGCAACGCAAACGCUAAUGGCAAAGAGAACAACAAACCAUUAGCCUCCGAUGCGGAAAACAUCGACACCAGUGGCAAAGAUGGUAAUCCUCAUGUAACGCCACCGGGCUCACGUGUUAUCGCCGCUAACCCAGCGCCCCAAGAUGCUUCGGCUGCUAGUGAGAGUUUCCACAAACGUCGCAUUGUGGUAAAUCAUCCCUUCCAAACCGUGCGUGAGGUAGUCGAACAUGAACCUAUCACGAACUAUCAUCAAAUACAGGUACAUGAACCCGCAUCACCAACGUCUGCCUACAAUAAGGCACCCUAUUUUGCUCCCAAUGGUGCUCUACGUCAAAUCGAAACAGUGCGUCUGGGUGUGCCAGUUACAUUUCAUCAUGCGUCCGGCCCUACGCAUGGUAAUUUAGUUUAUACUUUGCCUGAUGCGAUUCCUGUGCAUGAAGACACAGGCGAAGUAGAGCCGAGCUAUCAGUCCAGACGUCAACGUGUACGUGCUUAAGUUUAAAUGAAUUUUCUCACUACGUUUACGGUAAACAGAAUUUGGCUAUUUGUUGUUGUUAUUGUAGUGGUUUUUUUUUUUUGCCAUUAAUUAAGGAUAUUAUGCUUACAAACAUACUCGUAUUAUUAACCGUAUUUCGUUGCGCGAUUUUUUUUUUGUACAUCUGUAAGAAUUUAAGAAGAAUUGUAACCCAAUCCUUGAAGGUUAAAGGGAUAACUUACACUAAUGAUUGCCAGAUAGCGCAAACGCGCUGUCCAUAUUAUAAAUAUAAGUAUCUAAACUCCCCAUAUAUAAGUUGACGAAUAAAAGCAAAAAGUGCUAUGUGAAAACGAA
Molecule: messenger RNA, 4053 nt
Organism: Ceratitis capitata (Mediterranean fruit fly)
Lineage: Eukaryota; Metazoa; Arthropoda; Insecta; Diptera; Tephritidae
Exons: 2
Coding region: 154-3720 (1188 amino acids)
Source: RefSeq, a predicted model, not a curated record